UGGCCCUUCCACUGCAGAGGGCCAACAGAACAGGAGGCUUGUACAGCUGCGACAUCACCUCCCGGGGGCCUUGCACACGGAUUGAAUUUGAUAAUGAUGCUGACCCUUCAUCAGAAAGCAAGGAAGAUCAAUGGAUGGGGGUCACCGUCCAGAGCCAAGGUCCAGGGGGCAAAGUUGUGACAUGUGCUCACCGAUAUGAAAAAAGGCAACAUGUCAAUACAAAGCAGGAAUCCCGCGACAUCUUUGGAAGGUGUUACGUCCUGAGUCAGAAUCUCAGGAUUGAGGAUGACAUGGAUGGAGGAGACUGGAGUUUCUGCGAUGGCCGAUUGAGAGGCCAUGAAAAAUUUGGUUCUUGCCAGCAAGGAGUUGCAGCUACUUUCACGAAAGACUUUCAUUACAUUGUGUUUGGAGCCCCAGGCACUUAUAACUGGAAAGGCAUUGUUCGCGUAGAGCAAAAGAAUAACACUUUUUUUGACAUGAACAUCUUUGAAGAUGGGCCUUACGAAGUUGGUGGAGAGACUGACCAUGACGAAAGUCUAGUUCCUGUUCCUGCUAACAGUUACUUAGGCUUUUCUUUGGACUCAGGAAAAGGUAUUGUUUCUAAAGAUGAGCUCACUUUCGUGUCCGGUGCUCCAAGAGCCAACCACAGUGGAGCUGUGGUUUUGCUGAAAAGAGACAUGAAGUCUGCACAUCUUCUCCCCGAGCACAUUUUCGACGGGGAGGGUCUGGCAUCGUCAUUCGGCUAUGACGUGGCAGUGGUGGACCUUAAUAAAGAUGGGUGGCAAGAUAUAGUUAUUGGAGCCCCACAGUAUUUUGAUAGAGAUGGAGAGGUCGGAGGUGCGGUGUAUGUUUACAUUAACCAGCAAGGCAGGUGGAAUAAUGUGAAGCCAAUUCGUCUCAAUGGAACCAAAGAUUCCAUGUUUGGCAUUGCAGUAAAAAAUAUUGGUGACAUUAAUCAAGAUGGCUACCAAGAUAUUGCCGUUGGAGCUCCCUAUGAUGAUCUGGGAAAGGUUUUUAUCUAUCACGGAUCCCCGAACGGAAUAAACACCAAGCCAACACAGAUUCUUGAGGGUAAAACACCUUAUUUUGGAUAUUCAAUUGCUGGAAAUAUGGACCUUGAUAGAAAUUCCUACCCUGAUGUUGCUGUUGGUUCACUCUCAGACUCAGUAACUGUGUUCAGGUCCCGGCCUGUGAUUAAUAUUCAGAAAACCCUCACCGUAACACCGAACACGAUUGAUCUCCGCCAGAAAAUGUUCUGUGGGGCACCUAGUGGGAUAUGCCUCCAGGUGAAGGCCUGUUUUGAAUAUACUGCCAAACCCACAGGUUACAAUCCUUCGAUAUCCAUUUUGGGUACACUUGAGGCGGAAAAGGAGAGAAGAAAAUCUGGGCUGUCAUCAAGAGUUCAGUUUCGAAACCAAGGCUCUGAGCCCAAGUAUACUCAAGAGCUAACUCUGAACAGGCAGAAGCAGAGUGCGUGCAUGGAGGAGACCCUCUGGCUGCAGGAAAAUAUCAGAGAUAAACUACGCCCCAUUCCCAUAACUGCUUCAGUAGAGAUCCAGGAGCCAACCACACGGAGGAGAGUGAAUUCACUUCCAGAAAUUCUUCCGAUCCUGAAUUCAAACGAACCCAAGACAGUUCAUAGAGAUGUGCACUUCUUAAAAGAGGGAUGUGGAGCCGACAAUGUAUGUAACAGCAACCUUAAACUAGAAUAUAAAUUUUGUACCCGGGAAGGAAAUCAAGACAAAUUUUCUUAUUUACCAAUUCAAAAAGGUGUCCCAGAACUAGUUCUAAAAGACCAGAAGGACAUUGCUUUAGAAAUCACAGUGACAAACAGCCCUUCCAAUCCAAGGAACCCCACAAAAGACGGCGAUGACGCUCAUGAAGCUAAACUCAUUGCAACUUUUCCGGACACUCUGACUUACUCGGCCUACAGAGAAUUGAGGGCUUUCCCUGAGAAACAGUUGAGUUGUGUUGCCAAUCAGAACGGCUCACAAGCAGACUGUGAACUUGGAAAUCCUUUUAAAAGAAAUUCCAGUGUGACUUUUUAUUUGAUUUUAAGUACAACUGAGGUUACCUUUGACACCACAGAUCUGGAUAUUAAUCUGAAGCUGGAAACAACAAGCAAUCAAGAUAAUUUGGCUUCAAUUACAGCUACAGCAAAAGUGGUUAUUGAACUGCUUUUAUCGGUCUCUGGAGUUGCUAAACCUUCCCAGGUGUAUUUUGGAGGAACAGUUGUUGGUGAGCAAGCUAUGAAAUCUGAAGAUGAGGUGGGAAGUUUAAUAGAGUAUGAGUUCAGGGUUAUUAACUUGGGUAAACCUCUUAAAAACCUCGGCACAGCAACCUUGAAUAUCCAGUGGCCAAAAGAAAUUAGCAAUGGCAAAUGGUUGCUUUAUUUGGUGAAAGUAGAAUCCAAAGGCUUGGAAAAGAUAGCUUGUGAGCCGCAAAGUGAAAUAAACUCCCUGAAACUAAAGGAGUCUCACAACUCAAGAAGGAAACGGGAAAUUGCUGAAAAACAGACAGAUGAUGGCAGAAAAUUUUCUUUAUUUGCUGAAAGAAAAUAUCAGACCCUUAAUUGCAGCAUGAACGUGAACUGUGUGAACAUAAGCUGUCCGCUGCGAGGGCUGGACAGCAAGGCCUCUGUUGUCCUUCGCUCGAGGUUAUGGAACAGCACGUUUCUAGAGGAAUAUUCCAAAAUGAACUACCUGGACAUUCUCGUCCGGGCUUCCAUUGAUGUUGCUGCCGCUGCUGAGAAUAUCAAACUGCCACACGCAGGCACUCAGGUUCGUGUGACUGUGUUUCCCUCAAAGACCGUAGCUCAAUAUUCAGGAGUACCCUGGUGGAUCAUCCUAGUGGCUAUACUUGCUGGGAUUUUGAUGCUUGCUCUCUUAGUGUUUUUACUCUGGAAGUGUGGUUUCUUCAAGAGAAAUAAGAAAGAUCAUUAUGAUGCCACAUAUCACAAGGCUGAGAUCCAUGCUCAGCCAUCUGAUAAAGAGAGGCUUACUUCUGAUGCAUAGUAUUGAUCUACUUCUGUAAUUGUGCGGAUUCUUUAAACGCUCUAGGUACGAUGAUAGCGUUCCCCGAUACCAUGCUGUGAGGAUCCGGAAGGAAGAGCG
Puma concolor (puma) is the source of this 3113-nucleotide messenger RNA. The record is from RefSeq and is a predicted model, not a curated record. Lineage: Eukaryota; Metazoa; Chordata; Mammalia; Carnivora; Felidae.